UAACAGUAGUAGGAGGAGGAGGAAGAGGAUUAGGAGGAAAAAGGAGAAAAGAGAAGGGUAAAGAAAGAGAGGGGAGUAGAGUGUAAUUUCCAUAACUUGCAAUAAUGUUUAAUACAAGGAUGACAUAGAGAAUAAUGUCUGUCAAUACCGAUUUGUGACGAGUAUAAGGAUGGUAUUAAAGCUGUGAUUAUGUGCUCUCUCUCUCUCUGUCUCUCUCUCUCAGGUGAGCCAGUCAUGUGCGGCUCCUACACCCUCGCACCUGGGAAGGCCGUGGGCGUAGCGACGCCUUACUUCCCGCAAAACUACCCCGAAAACUUCGAGUGCACCUGGUCCAUCAAGACGAACUACACCCAACUGCUAUUUACCUGCUCCUCCUUCGGGCUCGGCGAGGGGGACUACCUGUCGGUGCAGCACGGCCAGGACGACACCAUUGCCCUGUACGUGCCGGCCCUCACCACCACUGUAAUGAGAGAACACCACCACACCCCCACCGCCACUGUAAUGAGAGAACAUCACCACAGCACCACCGCCACUGUGAUGAGAGAACACCACCACACCCUCACCGCCACUGUAAUGUUCCGUGGGCAGCUGGGUCCUGAGGGGGUCGUGUACCCUUCCAGCAGCCUGACCCUGGGAUUCCACUCGGACUGCCGCACGGUGGGCCAGGGCAUGGACUGCUAUGUGGACGCCAUCGGUUCCACCCCCACGUGGGCCACCUCCCCCGUGUGUGGGCUACCGAACAGAGUGAAGCUGAAUCGCAUGACCGGGGGAACGGAAACUAUUGAACACCAGUACCCGUGGCAGCUCUCUCUCUCUCUCUCUCAGGUCCUCCUCUACAUCAGAUGGAGUGACUACCAAGUGACCUGUUCGGGGUCACUCAUACACUCUGAAUGGGUCAUCACCGCCUCACACUGUCUCCGCAGGACGAAGGACGGCACGCUGUUGACCCCCAGCGUGAAGGUACACCUGGGCGUGGUCACCAGGGACGGGGGCGGCGAGGUAGUGACGGAGGCAAGCAAGGUCAUCCUCCAUCCUAAGCUCAACUUUCUCUACGACGUGGCUCUCCUCAAGUUGGAGCGCCCUGUGGCCUUCAGCACCACCAUCCGCCCCAUCUGCCUGCCGCCGCGAAGCCUCGUGGACGUAUCUCCUGAAGGGGCCAAGCUAGAGAUCUCCGGCUGGGGCAACGACGAGACUGGCAAGAAAAGCAACGUGCUGAACAUGAUAGAAAGGACCGGGAUGUCUUCAGCCAAGUGCAAGCCUUACUUCCCCAAGUACAUCACGGAGCACCACUUCUGCACGUACGGCAACGACAGGAAGCACAUCUGCAUCGGGGACUCGGGCGGCCCCGUCAUGAUGGAGCUGGAGGGUCGCCUGGUGGCCAUGGGCAUCACCAGCUUCACGGCGACGAGUACCUGUGACGGCACGCUGCCCGACGGCCACUCCUCCGUCCCGUACUUCCUCGACUGGAUAGAGGAGGAGACGGGCAUCAAGCUGCCUUCGUGAGGGUUUAUCCUUCCUCUAAUACGGAGACACAAGUGACAACAUUGAAGUACUUUGGACAACACAAAACAGAACACAAACGCUCAGUGUCAUCCGCUCCUACCUUUUACUGUAUUUCAGAUUCAAAGAUUGUUACAUUUAAAAUGAAGUUAAACAGAGCAGCUAAAUAUUUUAAAAGUAAAUAAAUAGGGAUCUUUUCCGUUUGGCGUACAGCGCUAAAAUUAAUUUUAAUAUAGAUUUUCUUAUGUAUUUUUGUCCGUAGAAUCCGAAUAUGACAACCGUUUUAUGGAGAAACGAACAGUUUUUAAGUUAUUUUCCUUUGAAGUUAAACCAUAAUACCAUGGUGGAUUUCAAUAACUAUCUAAGAGAGGUGAGACUUACAAAAUAACCUAACCUAACCUAACCUAACCUAACCCAACCCAACCCCUAACCUAACCUAACCUAACCUAACCCAACCCCUAACCUAACCUAACCUAACCUAACCUAACCUAACCCC
Eriocheir sinensis (Chinese mitten crab) is the source of this 1996-nucleotide messenger RNA. Its product is annotated as serine protease 48-like. Gene Ontology annotation, biological process: proteolysis. The record is from RefSeq and is a predicted model, not a curated record. The transcript has 9 exons. Bases 190 to 1503 code for a protein of 437 amino acids. Lineage: Eukaryota; Metazoa; Arthropoda; Malacostraca; Decapoda; Varunidae. Gene Ontology annotation, molecular function: serine-type endopeptidase activity.